Molecule: messenger RNA, 4590 nt
Organism: Mus pahari (shrew mouse)
Lineage: Eukaryota; Metazoa; Chordata; Mammalia; Rodentia; Muridae
Gene: Nkpd1
Product: NTPase KAP family P-loop domain containing 1
Exons: 5
Coding region: 1673-4159 (828 amino acids)
Source: RefSeq, a predicted model, not a curated record
CUGCCACUUCAUUCUGAUUGUAUUUGUAGCAUCUGGGCUGCCCUUGGGCUUAAGCCUGGAUUCUGCUGCCCAUUGCUGCAUGGGUAAGGCCCAGGCCCAGGGACUGCAAACUGAGCUGGCUGAGAAGUAACAAGUGCUGCUGGCUCGUGUGAGUGUGUGUGUGUGUGUGUGCACACGCAAGUGCUGAAGCCAGACCUCUGCAAGAGCAGUUAGUCAUGUUAACUCCUAAGCCUUCGCUCCAGUUUGCCACCCCUAAGACAAGGCUUCUCAGGGUGGGGCAGAUGUGUCAGAAGUCAAGAGUGUUUGUUGCUCUUGCUGAGGACCCAGGUUCGAAUCCCAUCACCCACACAGUGGCUCACAACCACCCAUAACUCCAGUUCCAGGGGAUCCAAUGACGUGCUCUGACCACACAUAAAUGCAAGCAAAACCUUCAUACGCAUAAAAGGCGAUAAAAAGAUCAGGUCUCAUUAUGUAGCUCAGGUGGCCUGAACUCAUAAAUGGUCCUCCUGCCUCAGCCUCCUAAGUGAUGACAGAUAUGUGCUGCCAGGCUCAGCUGGGUCCCUGUGGGUAGGACAUCCACCUUUGUGGGGUGUGGUCCAGAUGCUGUGUUCCCUAGCCUGAUCCUCCCCCAGUUUCUUACAACUAAACUUUGCCCCCCAAUUUGCAUAGAGAUACCCCUCUCAGGACCCAGAGCCUCAGAUCUCUGCCCCUUUGCUGCACAGCCUUGUGGGCAGGGUCUGGCACCCCCACCCCACGGUUCACCUCUAGAUACAAUCCCUGUCUCCCAGGGGACAGUCCCUAAAGAAGGGACUUGAAGGACAGCUGGUAGAAAAGAAACUUCACAAUGGGAGGAAGGUGGCCAGACCCUGUCAGCAGGAAGCCUUCCCCAACCCCACCCCAGCUGAUGGGAGGGAAGGGCUCAACAGGAUAGAGUGCCCUUUGCCCAGCACCACCUAGGUCCUAUUAGACACAGGGCAGGGCCUCAGAAGUCACCGCCUGCUUUCAACUCCUACUCUGUGUGGUCUCUGGGGCAAGGAAGGGGCUCUGUGUCUCCGGCCUCAGUUUUCUCAUCUGUGAAGUAGGCACAUCUCUGCUGGCUGUGAUGAUAAAGGGGGGCUACUGAGUGGCCAGGCUCAGAAGCCGUUCCCUGUAUGUGCUGUUGCCUGGGUACUAUGUGAAGCGCCCACAGCAACACCUGGUAAAUGGGUCAGCUGGUCCUGUAUGGAAGGGCCAGCCCCACGCUGGGCGGACUCAUCUGUUUGACAACUUCAAAAAGCAGGUGCCAACGUGGCCGAUUCAGCAAUGAGGAAGCUGAGGCUCAGAGAGAUGAAGUCACUGACCCACAGUCACACAGCUGGGAGACAGAGGAACUCGCAGACCGGGUCUAUUUGAGAUUCAUUCCGCCUCCUCCCAAUCAGAAGAAGUGCCCAGAAACCUGGUGUGAGGGUUGCUGUGGACUCUCCACCCCCUCCUGGGUUCAUCCUGUCAGGGGUAUCCAGUCCUAGAGAGCAGCAGCCCGGGCGCCUGCCCAAAGGGCGGGGACACACGCAGGAGAACCGGCCGAGCGAGCGGGGCGCCACUGGGUUCCAGCCAGGCCUGCGCAGGGCCACGGGCAGGGAGCUGGGGCCACCGGGCCACCACCAGGACCGGGCCACCGAAGUCACGGCCCGCCAUGCAGAAGAACUACAAUGUGCACUUCACCAAGAAUGCCCGGAUCCCCAAUGAACGAUACUUUUUGGAUCCCGAGUUGGGGCACCAAAAAGGAUGCUGCCGUCAGUGGUACCAGGACCCAGUGGCCACUCACACCCAUGGGCCCUAUCAGCUGUCCCCCCAGGCUCACUGGCAGCAGACCUACCAUAGCCACCGAGGUGGCAGCGGCUGUCGCCGGUGUCCCCAGCCCCUCAUUCCGCAGCGACAGCGGCGGCAGCAGCAGCAGCAGCAGCAGCGACAACCCCCACCCCUACCUCCCAACCCUCUGCGGCAGCGGCUCUGUCCAGUUCGCGGGGCCCAGAAGGGGUCACCCGCGAUCGCCGCUGCACGCAUGGAACCAGCCAGCGCCCCCCAGCCAGUCACCUCCUCACCCACCGCAGUAUCAGCCACGGCCAGCAGCGGCCCAGCUCUGCCCUCUGCAGCCGGCGCCCUCCUGGAGCCCAGCGAGCCCACCGAGGCGCGGCCCCUGCCUGCACCCGCAGCCUGCGGCUCCUUCACCUCCUACGGCGCCGACAUCCUGACAGAGGAUGAUGUCUACUGCAGCUGUCUGGCUAAAACUCUGUGUCACGUGCCCGUCCCUGUGACGGUGGGUUUCUACGCUCCCUUCGGCUGCCGUCUUCACUUGAUGUUGGAUAAAAUCACUACACUGAUGCAGCAGGAGGCCGCGCAGCGUGAGAGCGAGGAGCUGCAGCGCGUGCAGUGGCAGCCACGGCGCGUGCGCGGCUGGGGCGUCCCGCAGCUGCUGUGGUACCUGGUGUUUCUGCAGCCGGUGAUCACGGAGCUGCACCUGCGGCGCAGGAACGUGCGCUUCCUGUUCAUCCGCUUCAGCGCCUGGCAGUAUGCGGGUACUGACAAGCUGUGGGCGGGGCUGGUGACCACGCUGUGCGAGGGCAUCCGCCACCACUACGGCGCGCUGCCCUUCAGCGUGUACUCGGUGCUGGGCAACAAGCCCUGUGGCCCGCGCGAUGGCCUCUGCCAACGCGAGUGGCACUGCCGACGUCGCGUGUGCCUGGCGCUGCUGGCGCUGCUGGCCGCGCUGUGCCUGGGUGUGGGGCUGCUGUACCUGUCGCUGGGAGGCCAUGCGCCGGGCCACGGAGAGCGUGGCGUGCUCAAAGCGCUGGGCGGCGCGGCCACCACUCUGUCCGGCUCUGGGCUGCUCAUGGCCGUGUACUCCGUGGGCAAGCAUCUGUUCGUGAGCCAGCGUAAGAAGAUUGAGCGCCUGGUGUCGCGUGAGAAGUUCGGCAGCCAGCUGGGCUUCAUGUGCGAGGUGAAGAAGGAGGUGGAACUGCUCACGGAUUUCCUGUGCUUCCUGGAGAUCUACCAGCGACGCCGGCUGCGCGUGGUCCUCGAGGUCACCGGGCUGGACACGUGCUACCCAGAGCGCGUGGUGGGCGUGCUAAACGCCAUCAACACUCUGCUGUCCGACAGCCACGCUCCCUUCAUUUUCAUCCUGGUGGUGGACCCCAGCAUCCUGGCCGCGUGCCUGGAGAGUGCGGGUAACAUGAAGGGCACAGCGGACAACGGUUACCUGUUCCUCAACCGCACGGUCACGCUACCCUUCUCCGUGCCGGUCAUGGGCCGUCGCACCAAGUUGCAGUUCCUGCACGAUGCGGUGCGUAGCCGGGACGAUCUGCUGUUCCGGGAGUUGACAAUCAAGCUGCAGCCGCAGAGCCCCGGGAACUUGGGCGCAGGCGAGGGUACUCAGCUGCUGGCGGUGGAGACGCAGGGGGACGCCGAGCGCACGCAGGGCCGCGUGGACGCGGAGGCGGCGCGGCGCAUCCAGGAGGCGCUAUGCUGCCUGCACGACGAGAGUGACUGCCUGUACGAGUACGUGCCCGACAACGUGGUGUCCAUGCGGCGCAUCGUCAACACGGUGCCCAUCACCGUGCGUCUGUUGCAGCAGCAGCAGCAGCAACAGCCGGACCGCGUGGGUCCCACACCGCGCCACGCGGUGGCCUGGGUUGUCCUCGCCAACCAGUGGCCUUGUCGCCUCAGCUGGGUGCUGCAAUGCCUGGAGGACCGGCAGCAGGCAGGGGGCGCACCAGAGGGGCGCGCACGUCUCUGGGACGUCUUCUGCGACAACAGUCGCGAGCUGCACACCAUGACCAAGGCCUUACAGAACGUACUGGACCUGGAUGGCGACCCCGAGCUUUUUGAGCGCUUUCUGGGCACUGAUUUCCCCUUCACCGUGGCCGAGGCGCAGAGUUUGCUGCGCUGCACAGUCAACCUGGACCAUUCCAUCCGCCGCCGCAUGGGCCUCAUUAGGGCGGUCAGCGCCCUCAAGCCGCCCAGCCCACCCAAGUCCCCAUCCCAGAAUGGUCCCCAGGUCAGUCCCAAAGCCAUUAUCGCCGCAGGCACGUCCCAAGCGGGCCAAGGAUCAGGACACAGUAGAGAGGCAUAUCAGACCCGGGACCGGACCCAUGGGGGCAAGCCAAGACCGAUGGUCUAAGUCCUUACAUUUCAGGACUGUAGAGGCUGCUUGUGUGCGGGAUGGAGAACACUGACCACAGGAGACAGCAACACCCCUCCUGACCUGAUGAGAGUGUGAGGGCAAGAGGGGCUCAAGACCAAUGGGGUAUGGGAUGGCCACACACCCUGAUGAUUUUGGAAGCCAAAGGGCAGCAGGUACUAAUAGCUUCCUGGAGGAGGCAGCUCCUACACCAGUGUCUGAGCGAGCGGAGGAGUCAAUGAGGAACACACAGUCAAAGAAGCAAUAAAGGAAGCUGUGGAAAGCCAGGGCUUCCUUUCAUGUCCUGGAUUUCUGGCUAGGUGAGAAUGCCGUCUGACCCACCUACUUCCUCCUCUGGGAGCCAGGCCUCUGGACUGGCAACUGAAGUUGGCAUCCCAGGUGGUAGGAGGCUUGCGAGGGCGGUGGGUGAG